Eruca vesicaria subsp. sativa (arugula) is the source of this 726-nucleotide messenger RNA. The record is from the annotation of a GenBank genome assembly. NCBI's taxonomy places the organism in Eukaryota, Viridiplantae, Streptophyta, Magnoliopsida, Brassicales, Brassicaceae.
AUGUCAGCAAAGUUGCCACUGUCUCCUAUUAGCCAUCAGUUAUGUCGGAACAGCUACAGGUUCUGGAACCCAUUUACAACUCCCCGGUCCUGUCCUCGGGUUUUCUUGGUUUCUUCUCCUUGUCCCAUCGGCUCGUCGAGUCAGUUGCGCGCUCACCAUCCUCUGAUCUCUUUCGCGGAUACGAAGGUUUCUCUAUUACAUGACCUUGGAGCCACGGGGGCAGUUCUUGGUGGAGCCUACGCGCUUGUCUUGACCUUCGAAAGUCUCACGAAGCGAAACGUGGUUUCACAGAGAUUGAGUAGAAAGCUUGUGCAUAUACUCUCAGGUCUGCUUUUUGUACUCUCGUGGCCAAUCUUCAGUGCAUCUAAGGAGGCUCGAUACUUUGCUGCUUUAGUUCCAUUAGUGAAUUUUGUAAGACUUGUUGUCAAUGGACUAUCCAUCUCCCCCAACUCCACGCUAAUUAAAUCCGUCACUAGAGAAGGAAGACCAGAAGAGUUGCUUAAAGGUCCAUUGUUCUAUGUUCUAGCUCUUCUCGUCUCUGCGGUUUUCUUCUGGAGAGAUUCUCCUAUCGGUAUGAUCUCGUUGGCAAUGAUGUGCGGUGGCGACGGAAUAGCGGAUAUCAUGGGACGAAAGUUUGGAUCACAAAAGAUACCUUACAACCCAAGGAAGAGUAUGGCCGGAAGCAUCUCCAUGUUCAUAUUCGGUUUCUUUAUCUCCAUCGGGUAA